This is a messenger RNA of Adelges cooleyi (spruce gall adelgid), 3551 nucleotides long. Its product is annotated as angiotensin-converting enzyme-like. Gene Ontology annotation, molecular function: metallopeptidase activity; peptidyl-dipeptidase activity. Gene Ontology annotation, cellular component: plasma membrane. The transcript is spliced from 13 exons. Bases 271 to 2616 code for a protein of 781 amino acids. The record is from RefSeq and is a predicted model, not a curated record. Gene Ontology annotation, biological process: proteolysis. NCBI's taxonomy places the organism in Eukaryota, Metazoa, Arthropoda, Insecta, Hemiptera, Adelgidae.
UCCAAACUCAUUAGGCCGUUGCGGCAUAUUAUAUGCAACGUGCGCGAUUAGUCUGCCCGCAGUCCGACGGUCACCGCACAGUGUGGCGUUCACGGUUAGGUGUGUGCAGUGUACAGUUAAAUACUAACGUGUGUGUGUAAAAGCGACGCAACGGUUACUGUAAUAAUUAUUGUUUUUUUUUUUUCGAAUGUGAUUUUAUUUUUUAACUGAAUUUUUUUACCCCGUGGUAUUUCUAAACGAUUAAAAGUUUUUUUUUUAAAAAAAAAAACUAUGAAUUUCGCUAUAGCGAUUAAUGUCGUUUCGGCGGCAUUGCUGGCGGUAGCCGCGCUGACGGCCGGCCAGUCGGAUAGGGUCGACAACAAGUACUUGGACCCCAACGACUACUUCCUGGCCGGUACCGACGACCCGCGCAACAGGCAGGUACAGGACUCGUUCAACAGGUACUCGGUGCUCCAGGAGCAACAGCAGCGGUCCCAGGGCGACGGCCGGUCCGCGCUGGACGGGUUCCUGCAACAGCAACAACGGCAGCAGACGCAGCUACAGCAACAGAGGCGACAAGGGUUCCAGCCGCAGACGACCAGGUCGGGGCGGGUGUUCCCCACGGAGUCGGCGCCGGGCCAGAGCUUCGACACUUCGGCCGGCGGCGGCAGGUUCUCGGGUAGGUCGGAUUCGCCGCCCACGCAGUUCCAACAGGGACCUAUGACCCUGUCCAACGGUCAGCUCAGGCAACUGCUCCAGCAGCUCGACGUGGCCGGCUCGCAGCAGUGCAAUCUGAACGUGCAGGCCCAGUGGGACUUCGAGACCAAUGUCAACGAGGGCACGCAAAUAAGAGCACUGGAGCAGCAGUUGUUGUAUUCGGAAUUUCAGCGGAAAGUUCACUUGAUGAUAAACAGGUUGAACCUAGACAACGUCAUCGAUCCCAACGUCAGAAGGCAACUCAAGUAUUUGUCCAUGCCGGGACCGUCCGCUUUGUCGCCCGAACAACUGAGCCGGUACAACCGCCUCAUCAAUGACAUGUUGGCCGUCUACAAUAGCGCUUCCGUGUGUGCUUUCGACGAACCGCUUAAGUGCGGACUGAGAUUAGAACCAGACUUGAACCUGAUCAUGUCCCGGAGCCGAGACUGGAAUGAACUGCAACACACGUGGAUAGAAUGGAGGAGGAGGACCGGGCAAAAAGUCAGGGACAUGUUCGAUCAACUGGUGGACGUUACCAAUCAGGCGGCUCUUGUCAACAAUGUGUCCGACGCAUCCGAGAUGUGGAAGUUCCCGUACGAGUCAGCUUCGCUAAGAUUCGAACUGGAAGACGCCUGGGAACAGAUUAAACCUUUGUACGAGCAGCUUCACGCCUACGUCAGGAAGAAGUUGCGCGACCUUUACGGGCCCGAAAAGAUAAGCCGUGAGGCGCCUUUGCCAGCUCACAUUUUGGGCAACAUGUGGGGACAGUCUUGGGAAAAUAUUUUGGACUUGACCAUACCGUAUCCGGGUAAAAACUAUUUGGACGUAACACCGCAGAUGAUCAAACAGGGUUACACGCCGGCGGCCAUGUUCAGGGUGGCUGAAGAGUUUUUCAUAUCGUUGAACAUGAGCGGUAUGCCACAGUCGUUUUGGGCCAACUCGGUCUUCGAAGAGCUCCCCGGUCAACCCAUCAUCUGUCAGGCAUCGGCCUGGGACUUUUGCAACAGACAGGAUUACAGAAUCAAAAUGUGCACUCAAGUGAACAUGAAGGACUUCAUCACCGUUCACCACGAGAUGGCUCACGUGCAAUACUUUUUGAAUUACAAAAAACAACCGAAAGUCUACCGGGACGGAGCUAAUCCGGGUUUCCACGAAGCCGUCAGCGAGGCCAUCUCUUUGUCGAUAUCCACGCCAAAGCACUUGCAGACUUUGGGUUUGAUAUUGAACUCGGUGGACGACAUACCGCACAACAUAAACUAUUUGUUUGGACUGGCCAUGGACAAACUCACGUUUUUGCCGUUUAGCUUGGCGUUGGAUUUGUGGCGGUGGGACAUAUUCAGAGGAACAACGCACAAGGAGAGAUACAACUGCCACUGGUGGGAUUUACGAGAACGACUCAGUGGAGUGAAACCGCCGGUGCUGAGGUCCGAAACUGAUUUCGAUCCAGGAUCCAAAUACCACGUACCCGCCAACAUUCCCUACGUCGGAUACUAUUUUGGCACGAUACUUCAGUUCCAAAUCCACAAGGCCAUGUGUUUGGCUUCCGGACAGUACAGGCCUAACGAUCCCAACAAACUACUACACAAAUGCGACAUCUACAGAAGUAAAGAAGCAGGAGAUAUCCUGAAGAGGAUAAUGGAACCCGGAUCUUCGGAAAACUGGAGGGACACGUUGUCGUUGGCCAUAGGCGAAAACCGAUUAGACGGAUCUGCCUUGAGGGAGUUUUUCCAGCCACUCGAAGAAUGGCUUCGAAACGAAAAUCUCAGAACCGAGCAAUUUGUUGGAUGGACUUACGACGGAGAUUACUGCAAGCACAGCAUCGAAACGGCCAACCUGCAAGUGUAUGGAGGAUUUUACAACGGAGCCGCUUCAUCGACCAUGUCGGCCAUAGUUUUGCUGUCAUUGCUAUCUGUUUUGUUUAUGUUCACAAACGCUUUUUGAUAAUAUAAUUCAACGGCUAUUGUACAUAAGAAGCAAGUCACGCUGUCUGCCUAAAUUAUUAGUGUGUAUAAUUCACCGCAGUUACAAAAAUAUUACCAUUGAUCACUUUUUUUUACAUUCCAAAUUAAUUGUUUUUACAAUUAAUAAUUAUAACUAUUGAGCUAAUAUCAGUGUGGACCUAGCGUUUAAACAGUUCCGUUAAAUAUUUUACAAGAGCCCUGCUUAAGCGCUUUCUUAACAAAAAAACAAGCUACAAAAUUUAUAUUUAAACAAUUUUUUAUUCAUUCGUUCUAUAAAUCAAUUCCUAGUUAAAUGCAUGGAGUGAUAACUAUAAUAAAACGACAUUUUUCUCUCCCCCACUUCCACAGUAACUUAAAACUAUCUAUGCCAUAAACGAGCCAUGAUCAACUUAAAAAAAAAACUGGAGCUAUGGUGUCGUCAGUCGUGUACUGUCCCCUAGCAUAUUAUGGAUUGGCGGAUAAGCCCAUACUGAUAUUAUAAUGCCAACAAAUAUAAUUUUGUUUCCAUCACGUGGUACUUUCAAUUAUUUUUAUAGCUAAAUCGCAUCAUUUUACAGUAACGAUUUACUUGUGUAGUCAAAAUUAUUGUCGAUACAAUUUUAUGUAAAAAUAACUGUUUUACUUCUGUCACUGUAACGCUAUGUUAGUAAUAUAUGUGUAAUUUUUAGGCGGUAAGACUGGAACUAAGUUUAAAAAAACAUUUAUUUUAUUAAGAUAAACACUACUUAUAUUGAAUUUAAUUGUUGAUAUUAAGUUUAGCCAAUUAAAAACAUAUUAUUUGUUAAAUAUACUAAAAAUGUUUACGAAAUUAAAAAAAAAGUAUGUUUAAACUUAUUAUAAUAGAUUUUACUUCAGAUAUUUUUUCGUAGUUAAUUCGACUUAAGUUUCUAACUCACUUAAUAUUUUUUAACAAAA